This is a messenger RNA of Oreochromis niloticus (Nile tilapia), 6584 nucleotides long. It is a transcript of the gene glra3, whose product is annotated as glycine receptor, alpha 3. Gene Ontology annotation, biological process: monoatomic ion transmembrane transport. The record is from RefSeq and is a predicted model, not a curated record. NCBI's taxonomy places the organism in Eukaryota, Metazoa, Chordata, Actinopteri, Cichliformes, Cichlidae. The coding region runs from base 290 to 1825 and encodes 511 amino acids. Gene Ontology annotation, molecular function: transmitter-gated monoatomic ion channel activity; transmembrane signaling receptor activity; glycine binding. The transcript is spliced from 10 exons. Gene Ontology annotation, cellular component: plasma membrane.
UGGUGUCAGACACGAUUGGUUGAGCUGCCUGCCACUCACGCCAAUCCGGGGCGGGGGGCGGGGCUUGGUGCCCCGUGCCUCACGAGGGCACAGAACGAGCCCAGAGCGGGUCUGCACAGCUGCGCGCGCUGUCCGCGGUGAUGGGAGCCAGCGGAGCGCGCUCCGUUUCUCCGGCAUGUGCGUGAGCUUCCCCCCGCGUGCCGUGUGAGCACAGUUGGAGCGCGAGCGCUGUUCGCGGUGCUGAAAGCAUCCAGAGGCGCGAGGACAGCAGCGCGAGGCUCUGACCGGCAUGAGGAGGAGGACGCUGUCCGCGGCGGGCUGCCUGCUCGCGUGGAGGGUAGUGCUGCUGCUCAGUGACAGCGUGGCUCAGUGUAAGGAGCUGGACCAUGCUGCGAGGACACGCCAGGUCCCGAUGUCUCCCUCUGACUUCCUGGACAAACUGAUGGGGAGGACUUCUGGCUACGACGCCCGGAUCAGACCGAACUUCAAAGGUCCUCCCGUCAACGUUUCCUGUAACAUUUUCAUCAACAGCUUUGGCUCCAUUGCUGAGACGACCAUGGACUACCGAGUGAACAUCUUCCUCCGUCAGCAGUGGAAUGAUCCCAGGCUGGCGUAUUCCGAAUACCCCGAUGACUCUCUGGACCUGGAUCCCUCUAUGUUAGACUCCAUAUGGAAACCAGAUCUGUUCUUCGCCAACGAGAAGGGAGCCCACUUCCACGAAGUCACCACAGACAACAAACUGCUCAGGAUAUUUAAGAAUGGCAACGUGUUGUACUCUAUAAGGCUAACGUUAACUCUGUCGUGUCCCAUGGAUCUAAAAAACUUCCCGAUGGAUGUUCAGACGUGCAUCAUGCAGCUGGAGAGCUUCGGUUACACCAUGAACGACCUGAUCUUUGAGUGGCAGGAGAACGGACCUGUUCAAGUGGCCGAGGGCCUCACGCUCCCACAGUUCAUCCUCAAAGAUGAAUCAGACCUCCGAUACUGCACCAAGCACUACAACACAGGAAAAUUCACCUGCAUCGAGGUGCGCUUCCACCUGGAGCGUCAGAUGGGCUACUACCUGAUCCAGAUGUACAUCCCCUCCCUGCUCAUCGUCAUCCUGUCCUGGGUCUCCUUCUGGAUCAACAUGGACGCCGCACCGGCCCGCGUGGCCCUGGGCAUCACCACCGUCCUCACCAUGACGACGCAGAGCUCAGGCUCCAGGACCUCACUGCCUAAGGUCUCUUAUGUGAAGGCCAUCGAUAUCUGGAUGGCCGUGUGUCUCCUCUUCGUCUUCUCUGCGCUGCUGGAGUACGCCGCCGUUAACUUUGUGUCGAGGCAACACAAAGAGCUGCUGCGCUUCAGACGGCACAACAAGAAUAAGAGCAAGAUCAGUGGAGGUGCAGUUGAUCCAGAGGAGCUAGCCGAGUCCCUUCGUCGUAUUAACACUGACAACGGCCUCAAAGCGGCAGACCCUCUGUACGGAUCUAUGACCAACAUCUACACCAGCAACCACAGGGAAGGGGGGGCACAUGAGAGCAGGCUGACCUCUGCUGCCGCCGUGACCUCCACCCCGAGCAACAGCAAGGAGUCGAAGGCCAGCGCCAACAACGCCGUGAGUGCACUGAACACGCCGGGAGCCACGGCACAGAACGCUACCCAGAAUGCACCUGCAGCAGCCAGUGGGGGUAAAAGCACGGAGGAGAUGAGGAAGCUGUUCAUCGACCGAGCCAAAAAGAUUGACACUGUGUCGAGGGCCGGCUUCCCCCUGGCCUUCCUCUUCUUCAACAUAUUCUACUGGGUCCUGUACAAGAUACUGCGGCACGAAGACGUGCAUAAGCAGUAGAGACAAGGAACGAGAGGUUAUUCAGACACAGGCGCACGAACAUCUGCAUUUCCUUUUCCAUGAACCCCCGAGAGCCAAUCAGGAUGAUCUUUGUUAUGAAGGUGUAAGGAUGGAUAAACUGGAUCUCUGCCUGAAAACCACAGAAAACUUUUACAAAGGUUCAUGUAGUUAAAAUUAAUUUUCUGAUAGUCUUUGAUACCAAUUCUGUGAUGUUGAAAUGAAAAAUGUUGUUGAAGAGUGCAUGGCAGACGGGAUGGAGUAGCAGAGAGGGCUCCACAUGCCAGGAUUACAUCCUCCAUGUGGAAUUCAUUCUUUUCCAGUCUAAUAAUAUUUUAGUGGUGGAAAAUCUGACCUGCCAAAGAGAAAGUGGGGGAUUUCACUCUUUUCUGUCUCUGUUGACUGAAACCAGCUCGAUCAAUAGCGUGAAGGAUACUGUGCCUCACGGCCAGCUGAGCUGAACGUCUCAACCACACGGUAACGUAAGUGCGAGAAACUGCAGUUCCUCUAAUGGCCACUAGAGGGCAGCUCCAAAAGUGAGUCAGUGCCUGUGGACUCGUAGACAAAAGGAGAAACUGGCAUGUUUACAGAAAACAUCCGUUCUGGUCUCUGUGGCUGACUUCAGUCUUUGCAACAACUCUAUCCAUUUAAACUGUAUUAAGGCUUUGCAUUAUGAGGGCGUGGCCUCGUGAUAAACAGGUGGGUGGAGACACAGGCGGUGUAUCAGUCAGCACAGUGGUCAUGAGUUUGAAGCACAGCCUCCAGCUUCAGUUCCAGUUCUGCUGUUUUGUGUGUAACAGGUGUGAGGAUUAGAUUUCUCUGAGAGGCCCAGACACCGAUGCAGUCACAGCGAUCACAGGUCUGCUGUCAGCUGAACACAACAUUAAACUUCUGGAAGCUUAAAAGUAUUUAGAAAAAUAACCAGUAAAAAGACGAUGAAGACUUGGAGUGAUUUAAAGCAAAGUGCGUAGAUAUCCUGUGUGCUGGCCUGUGGACGUAUCUCAUCAGCAUACUAAUGUAAAAGUCUGAAAAAGCCGGAUUCCCAAAUUGAAAUGCAGCAGGCGGCGUGCAGCUGAGCUCUGGCUCCGGGUGGAGAAGUGGAGCUUAGAUCUGUCUGUCUCUGCUCCAGUUAAAACCUCCGUCUCUCCACCGCAGUCUGAAGUCUGAGAAGUGUGAGCUCGUCUGUCUGAUCCUCUGAAACCAAUGCUGGUUCAGACAAAGACUGUAUAUAAAAGAUAGACAAAGCCACUGUACCAUAAACCCCUUAGUUUGUGAAGUCCUGAGUUUUCUAUGAUUUUUAGUAUUGCGGCUGUUCUCGUGUCGAUCUGUUUCAGAUGUGCUCAGGCUGAGCUGAUCAGAAACCGCCUGCAAAGAAUCCGAGUGAAAGCCGCAAACCUGUGAAGGAAAAGGACUCUGAUGUCAAAGCCUUAAUGUUACCAGUCUGGCUGCCAAAGGGGAAGUGAUUACAUGAGCUAGCCUGGUUAGCAGACUGCAUGUAGGGGUACGGCAAAACAAAGUAUCAUCCGUGUAAAAACCUUGAAUUUCGCUCACCAGAUACGACUCCAAGUCCAGUGACCUCACAGCAGCCAUGUUAUUGGUCACAUGAUGUCAUUAAAGUGCUCCAAAAGGCUCCAACAGCACAAACAUGGUCCAGAGGUCCAGUUCAGGUGAAGCUAGCAGAGAGCUAGCAGCUACAGCCGCCUGUGUCGCCCUCCACCUGCUGCAGAGGUGGGAGUCUAGUGGACAUCAGAGGAACUGCAGCACUGGUUUCAUCUUUCAGCUGAAGAACAAAACACUCGAGCCGCCCAGUUCAGGUUUCCUCUCCAUUUAAAGUGAUGCUUCAAAAAGAAAGAACAGCCAAACAAAAGCUGUGCGUCUUUGGCAGCUUUCUGUUACUCACCAUCAUGGAUUCUGUGUGAGUCAGGUUUGAUGCACUCAUUGUGAAAGUUGUCCUUUCUGCACUGAUUUCCUCCCUGACACGCUGACAACGCCCUGAUGUUUCGUUACAGAGGUGUCAUACAUGCUUACACGACCCACACACUGAAACCUCACUGCGUAUGUCGGGAGUGGCCGUCCCACGCUGCUGCGGCGGUGCACAGUCACACUGGAAACUCCCACUCACUCCCUUUAAGAACAUGCGAGCAGCUAAACCCAGGUUCAUCCGUGUUGUCCAUCACAUUUCCACACAGAAACGCUCCUCAGACCCACUUCUGUUCGGGUGGAUGUCGUCUCAGCUGCAAAGCCUCGGCUGCUCCGUCCACCUGCAGCUUCAGUUUGUUUUAAACCAAUCAGGAGACAACUGGCAUAAAGGGGGAGGGGCAUGUAUUUGGAUAAACAAAGAUGAUUUUGAACCAUGAGUCAUGCAAAGCUGCUCUCAUAGAGUCCAAGAAUAAAAAGAUGGAGCUGGAAGUGAGCAGAGGAGGUGGGGUUUAAACACGCUGUGUUAUCGGAUGAAGCUCCGUGUUGUGUCGUGGUUGCCGUGCGACAGAAUUUUGACAUUUGAAAUUCAGUUGGAGAAAAUGUGAGGUGCAGUCUGGAGAUUCAGGCGCUUCAGCUUUGUGAGUUUAGUUCAGGUCUGAAACGCAGCGAUUCUCUGCUUUGCUUUUCUUUGGGAUAAAUUACUGCUGGCUUACGUCACUUUGACUGUUCACGGCGUUUCUUUGGAAUUUGUUGUGUUUUCUAGGAAGCAGUGUGGCAACUGUAAUUACUUUCAGCUGCUGACAUGAGCAGUGAGGGGGGAGCUGCAGCAUUCAGUCAUCUCCUUUUUAUAUCCUGCUGCAGUGAUUUGGCACGUUUAGCCAGUUUCCUACAAAUGAAACCUCAUUUUCUGCACAAAGUUCACUGACACUGUGUCACUGUGACCUAAUCGCUGCUCCGUGGUGGUGCAGCGGUGCAGGGAGAGGCUCCGGGUUUGAGGAGUCUGCAAACGUGGUGAGGAGGACGUGAUUAACCAAAUGUUGUUCAGGCCCGAGUGGUCUUCUGUUCAACAGGACUCGGUUAGUCGUGGUCGGCCUGUUCCAGCUGUGAUGCCAUUUUAGCCCUUUUAUUUGUUUUUGAGACAUCGUUUUUUAUUUAAAGUGAACAGAAUAUUUGCUGUGAUGGUGGCGAAGUCACACGUUGCUCUCCUCUGUGCUGUGAGUGCAGCACUCCUGUUGGAGAACCAGCCACAAACGUUCAGGCCACAUUUGUCCAAACACUUUCCUGGAAGGAUGUUCAGUUAGCUUCACACGACGCCGUCACUGCAUUAUUUACAUCAGUGUUUCCCUCCCAGAAAUAUUUGCAUAGUUGUGAUGAAAACAGCCUCUCUGCAGGACGACGACCGUCUGCAGCUGUGUGCAGACUCUGCAUCGCAUCCCGACUGUGCUCCGUGUGCAUCAUGUCUCUCAUUGCUGUGCUUGUGUCCAUCGUCUUAGUCCACAAUCAGAUGUGAUGAUUACUGCUUCGUAUAGAAUUAGUGCACAGUCAGCGUGGAAUCUACUUGUUUUGAUGAUGUCACAGUUGCGUUGCUGCUUUAUGUGCUUUGAUUUUGUGUUUUUGGUCAAUUUUAUGCAGCAUCUGUUUCAAACAGCUGUCAGGCUGAUUUUCAGAGAGUGAAAUAAAUUCAGAUUUAGCAGCUUUCUGAACGGAGAGCACACGCAGACGCAGAAACAUGUCGAAAAUGGCUCGUUGGUUCUGAGUCGGCCUGGAAAGAAAGGCUGUAAUACAGGGAGAUGACACUGGGACGUAACAGGUGUGUAAUCUAUUACAUAUUCUUCUUUACUUUGUAGUAAGUUUUUUGUUUUGUUUAUUUCCUCCCUGUGAAAGAUAAUUAAUUACAUCACCCAUUACAUUAAAUUAAAGUGGACUCGCCUGUUCUGUUAAAAAGUUUAGCUACCUAUCACAGCCUGUAUAUAAAAGAUGGAUUUUGUAACACUGCCAAAUGUUUUUAGAGCCAGAAGUGACCGUGCUUACAGGAGAAGGUGCUCUGCUAAGUUAUUAGCUAAUGCUAGCCAGCCAGGUUAGCAGUCUGCAUCCACAGACAACAAAUACCUGCUGAUCACUGAAAUCACAUUAAAAACCUGGAAUUUCACUCGGUAAAACUGGAGUUCAGUUUUGUUGGACAGUAACCUCACAGCUGAGAUUUGAUUGGUCAGAUAAUCAUUAAAAAGCUCCAACAGCACAAACACAGUCCAGAGGUCAGUUCAGGUGAAGCCUAGCAGCCAGCUAGCAGCUACAGCCGCCUGUGUCCUCGUCCUAUCAGGAGGAGAAUGUGUUUGUUCUGCUGUGUGAGUCUCUGGGGGCGGGCUCACUGCUGGAGCCUCUGCUGGACAUUAGAGGGACUGCAGCCUGUGUUGAUGUUUACUUCUGUUGGAGCAGUCGGUCACAUGUCGGUGACUAUGGAUGAGUUUACAGCACUGUUUUCACUCUGUGACACACACACUGUACAUUUCUGUUGGUUAUUCAUUUCUUUGAAACACAAAUAAGGUUUAAAAUCCUUUAAUGUUCAUAUCGAUGUGAAUCUGAAUCUGUGUGCUGUGUUCUUUUUGCUUCUGUUGGGGAGAUGAACACUUUUCUACACUCGUAUGUUUUAUGGGCCGAGCGGCUCAUACAGACUGUUUGAAUCCAGCUCGGCUCUGAAGUCCUCAGGUCCCUCGCUGCAUCUGGAGACAAAGAAAAUAAUUUCACAGUUUAUCAGCCAUUAAUUUUGCAUCUGUUGUGUUUGUAUUUCUGCUUGCGCUGUGGCGAACGUGUCGAUUUGUGGACAUAAAGUUGUCGAGCUGUG